AAUAUAUACUUCAACUACACAGGUGUUAGGAAUGUGCUGUCAAGGCCUGAUCAUGAGAUAGUCGUUGAUGGAACCAAGAUUGCACUCAAAAUUCAAAGCAGCCAAGCACCCCCUGGUAUUUCAAAGUCUUCAUCUUCAGAAGUGCGUCCAGAUUGUAAUGAUUCUAACUCCUUUGUCCUUGUCAGUCGGAAUGACAUCCACAAAGAUACAGAAAUGAGAGCAGAACAGAAACAAGAAUGUCAAUAUGGUGACGACAAGAUGAAACUCAGAAUGAGAUUAACAAGUGCCUCAGGGGAUACACAGCAAGGGGGACAACGCAAUGCAGCCUUCUUUGUUCCACAGGGUGACUCACAACAUACAUCACGAGAGAAAAAAAUGAAAGUUGAUCCUACAAACCAAGUAUCAUUUGAUGCACAAAGUCGUUACGCUCCCCCUGGUCGAGGAACACAACAUCGUACUGACUCGAGUAAUCAAAGAGGAAGUGAUGACAUGUAUGGUAAAGAUGAACAUCACCAGGUAUCAUUUGAUGCACAAAGUCGUUACGCUCCCCCUGGUCGAGGAACUCAACAUCGUACCGACUCGAGUAAUCGAAGAGGAAGUGAUGACAUGUAUGGUACAGAUGAACAUCACCAGGUUGGAAAAGCAGACACCAUCAAACAAGAUCAGCAGAUGAAAAAACAUCCAGGAGCAGCACAAAGGAAAAAUCAAGAUUCUUCUUUCAAAACAGAUAGUGGCAUCAAAAAGGAAAACUUACAAGAUGAUCCAGAGGAAGAUGAACCAGAGGAAGAUGAGCAACUGAUUGAAGUGACUGGCUUCAAACAGUCCACAGAUGAUGAGGCCAUUGGACUCUAUUUUGAGAACGGUCGUAAAUCUGGAGGAGGGGAAAUAGAGAAGACGGAGAGAGAUUCAAAGACUGGUGCCAUCAGAAUUACCUUCAAGGACCAAUCAGUUACUUCUAAAGUGGCUGUGAGCAAGCACAAGCUAUUAGGCGACACACUGAAAGUCAAACUCAUCACCAAGAAGAAACAUCGUCCACUUCCAAUCGAGGCACGAUGUCUGUUUCUAGAAGGUAUACCAGAUGGCUGCUCCUCUGAGCAUGUGACGCUCUUCAUUGAAAAUAGAGCAUCCAUGGAGGAGGAACCCAAAAUCCAAUAUGGAGAGAAGCCCGGAACAGCUAUUUGUACAUUCCCACGUGAUAUCCCAGACCUGGAGAAUGUAAUCAGAAAAAUUUCUCAGAGAAAACUGCAAGGUGCUUCAGUGAAGGCAGAGAAAGUUCAUUAUUCUGACGCCAUCUUAGUGCAAGGAGUUCCACAAGAUUUGGAAAUGGUUGAGUUGUAUUUCGACAACAAGAAGAAGAGCGGCGGCAGUGGAGUGAGAGAGGUACAACUAGGACCCAUGGAUGGACAGGCAAUCGUCUACUUCGAAGACUGGAAGGUGGUUCAGGAUGUUUUAAGAAAAGGUCAUCAUAAACUCAGUGGUAAAGAUUUGCAGAUUGAAUCAUAUCAUGACUUCCUGGGAAGACUGAGCCCGCUUGACGCCCCAACUCCACAUAUCCCUAAACCAGUGUCGAUUAAAGUACAGGAAUCUAUUAUGGAUUUCCUAUAUGGGAAAGGUGCGAAUACUAAGAAGAAGUUGCUGAAAGACUUGGCCAAUGUGAAAGCCAAUCUGCUGUGGCCAGAUGGUUCUCAGAAGUCUCAAGCAAAACUAGAACCAGUAGUAGAUGACUCCCAGCACCAAUCAUCAUGGUUGAACUGGGAAAAGGAAGCUGUUGAUGUUCUGACCGACUUCAUGAGAGGAUACAAAACAGCCAGAGUUCCAGUUCCGCAAACACUGUGGAAGGAUGCUGCUGAUAAACUGCAGAAGAUGACUACAACUUGCUCGAUGUUCACAGAUACUCGACUUCAUGAAGUGAUACUGGUCGGAGAGCAACGAGAUGUUGAUGUCACUGAAGCAACAAUCAAUGACAUCAUCAAGAAGUUACAGAAGGAGGCUGACUAUGAUGCUGAGCAAACAAAAGAAGAAAUCAACUGGGAUUUGGAGAAGCUGCAGCUCUUUACCUUGUGUGGGAUUAAACAGGAGAUCGAAAAGCGUUUUCCAGCUCUGAAGAUUACAGUUUUCAGCUCAUAUGGUAAAACUGGCAUCACACUUGAUGGAAUAAGGAAAACCAUCAAAGACGUGGAGCUAAAGAUAAGGAGGAUGAUGGACAAUUUAGAAAAGACAGAGUUCAAAGCCGGUAGUACUAAGGUACAAUUUGUUCAGCUUGUUCCGGACAAAAUUCAUGAAAUUCUAGGGUCACAGAAUAUUCAUGCAGCAUGCAGUGGAUCAGAUGAUGGGAAGAUCACAAUACACGGUGCUACUACCAGAGAUGUCAGGGAGGCUAAAGCAUACAUCGACAAUGAAAUAGAUGAAGAUACCAUUGCAAUCAAAGGACAGUCUGCUUUAGCUGUCCUACAAGGCCACGAUGGGAAGAGACUUUUGGAUUCAAUCAACAAGCAAAAGUUCGUCGUGGCAGGCAUCAGCCAUGAACCAGGUGCCAAGUGUAUUAAACUUGCAGGAUUUAAGAGUAAUUUGGAUGAAACAAAGAACCACAUCAUGGAUUUUCUCAAGAAAAAUGUCAUCAUCAAAAGCACCAUUCCCUCAAAUAAGAGCAAAAUAUGCCUCAUUACCACAUAUCAUGGUCAGGAGUUGGAAAACUUGAGACAACAACAUCAACAAAAUCUUGUAGUGAUCCAGCCACAGAUGAGUGGAAGGAACAGAGGAUUUAUCAUCCAGGGCAAUGAGGAGGGUUUAGAAGCAAUCCGCCAACUGAUCACUUCACUCUUACAAGCGGUAAAAGAGAAACAGUAUCCUGUAUCCAAGACGGGCAUGGCUAGACUGUUCCGUAAAGAGAAAGGCAAGAAAUUCUUGGAGUCUGUCGAGAAAGAAUUUCAUUGUGUGAUUACCACCGAUUGCAACGAGGAGAGUGAUGAUGAUGAUGAAGACGAGGAGGGAGCUGGACAUGCAUCAACAGCCACUCAGAUACUUUAUAGUGUCACGCUACCAGGGAGCAGAUGCAGGUUAAGAGUGUGUCAAGGAGACUUGACUAGGCAGCGAGUGGACUGCAUUGUGAAUGCUGCAAACGUUGAACUCAACCAUAUUGGAGGAUUAGCUGCAGCCGUUCUUGAAGCAGGUGGAAAUGUCAUACAGACUGAAAGUGAUGACAUCAUCCGGAAACAGAAAGGGCGAAAAUUACAUGUAGGUGAAGCAGUUCUUACUUCUAGUGGAAACCUACCAUGCAAGAAGGUGAUCCAUGUUGCUGGACCCAAAUGGCAAGCUUGGGGAAGGACAAACCGUGGCGGCGGCACAACAGAAGAGCAUCAGCUGUAUGAUGCCGUUUUUAAUUGCCUUCAGCUUGCAUCUGAACUGAAUUUUCAGUCCAUUGCCAUACCUGCAAUUAGCACAGGAGUGUAUGGCUUCCCUGUUCAGCUUGCUGCAGAGCAAAUCUUGAAUGCUUUGGGCCAAUUUGUUUGGACAACACCAAAUUCCAGCAUCACAGAUAUAAGCCUGACCAACCAUGAUCAGCCAACUUGUGCUGUUUUCAAGCAAGCUGUUGUGACCAGAUUCUCUAGCUUUCUGGAUGACCAAGCUGCAGGCACUGAUGUUGAUGUUACCAUGGCUGCAACGGCUGGUGGUCCAGAUAGAAACAGAGCCAUCCCAGUUGGUCUACCAAACCCAGCAAUAGAAACACCAAGAUUCACUGUUUCUGGACUGAAUGUAGUAACACUGGAAGGCCUGACCAUCAAGAUGACCAAGGGAAGCAUUGCAGUGGAAGCGGUUGAUGUUAUCGUAAAUACAGCGGGUAGCGACAUGAACCUGACAAGUGGGAAAGUAUCCCAGGCAAUAUCCCAAGCAGCGGGGCCCACCCUCCAGCAAGAAUGCAACACAUUGAUAGCUGCUCGGGGCAAUGUAGCAUCUUGGUUGUUUGUGGAAACAGGACCAGGUCUUCUUACCUGCAAGAAGAUAUAUCAUUGUGUAUGUGAAGGAUAUAAGCAACUCCAAUCUGAGCAGUCUUUGAAGAAGCUUGUUCUAGGACUAAUGGUAAAUGCUUCCAACAAUGGCAUGACCUCAAUAGCAAUCCCUGCACUUGGAACAGGAAACCUGAGUUAUCCACCCGCUGCCACUGCUUGCUGCAUGUAUGAGGCAGCUUUUGAAUUCAGCAGCCAACAUCCAAAUGGAUCACUGAAGGAUGUGCGCUUUGUUGUGUAUGACAAAGACAUUGCAACUAUCAAGGGAUUUGAGGACGAAAUUCAACGACUUGAUCCUUUAUCGCCUGGAGCCAUUGGAGGAUCUACUGGAGGAGCCACUGGAGGAGCUACUGGAGGUGCCAAUGGAGGAGGCACAGGAAAUACCAAGAAGAAGAAGAGGUUGAAGAAAGGGAGAUCAAAUUCAUCAGCAGUUGUAACUGACCGGGAGUCCUACUCGGAAGUAAGAGAAGGAUCACCAGGGAUUCUACAAACCAACAUUGGCUCAGUGUGUCUUCAAGUCCAACAAGGGGAUCUUGUGCGAGAAACAACUCAUGCAAUUGUUAACAGCGUUGGAAAGGGCUUAGACUUGCAAGGACCUGUUUCUCAAGCUAUCUUGAAGAAUGGCGGACAAAGUAUAAAGAAGCAAUGUGAUAUUCUUGCAAAAAAAGAUCCAAAUGCCAGCAUAUAUGUCACUGGAGCAGGUAGCCUUCUCUGCAAGUCAAUUGUCCAUGUUGUUACUCCUAAAACACCAGAGCAGAUCAAGGCUGUAGUAGCUAAGGCUUUACAACGGGCCGAGAAGGAUGGCUUCCAAUCUCUUUCUUUCCCAGCUCUGGGGACAGGCAAUCUUGGUCAAUCAGUGGCUUCCUGCGCAGACAUUAUGUUGAAAGCCAUUGGAGAAUUUGCAUGUAAAAAGAAGCCACAGCACCACCUGCGCCUGAUUCGGCUGGUUAUCUUCCAGCGGGAAAUGCUUACAGACUUUCAAAAGGGUUUGAAAGAGGAGGUGGGUCAUUCCUAUAAACAGAGCAAAGGGAUCCUGCAGAGAGGAUAUGAAUUUAUAACUAAGAAGGUUACGUCUGCUGUAUACGGUGCUGAAGGUGUUGAAGAUGACCAGACAGAAGAAGACCUUCAAGAAACGGUCAUUCUACAGCUCAGUGCCAUGGAUAUGAACUCCUUGAUGAAGGCUUCGGACAAACUUGAUACAUUUCAAGCUGAGGAAUUUCUAUCUGAAGAUUUACCAGAUGUGAUGGGACUGCUUGACAAAAUGACAACGGAACACAAAGCUGAACUUAAACAAAUCGGAAAGAAGCGUGAUGUACGUACUUCUAAAGGUCGGGCCAAGUUCAUCCAUGUGGAGGGAUGUAAAUACAAUGUCAAGGAUGCCUUACUGGAAAUUUCACAGUUGUUCACAAGAAUUCAAAAGGAGGAGACAGAGAAGCAAAAGAUGGAACACCUCGCAAAAGAAGUCAAGUGGAAGUACAGCACCCCAUCAGGUAUGGAGGACUAUGAUGAAGAGGUUAAUGCCCUCCUAGAGGAGGCUUACCAGAAGAAAAAGCCAAAUUUAACACUUGAUCUGGAAGAAGGAAGAGCAGUCAUCGACUUCCAACAGAUGCAGGAAAGAUCAAAUGGAAUCGUAGCAAAUGUCCAUCGUGUCGACCUGAAAAGUGCUGCCAGAUUUGAACCACCAAGUAACUGGAUACCGAUGACGAAAGGUGUGUCGAACAAAACGGUAAAGCUUACUGCUGGAUCUGCUGAGUACACAACUGUAGAAACCAAGUUUCUUACAUCUGUGGGUGCUGCUGUCACAAUUUGUGAGAUAGAGAGAAUUCAAAGCCAAGAUUUGAUGAUGCAGUAUCAAGCCCGUAGAGCGGCACUAGAGAAUCGCCUGAAUAGAACUAAUAAUAUUGAGAUGGUUCUCUACCAUGGAACAGAUGAGCAAACCUCAAAAAAAAUCAGUACACAGGGAUUCAACCGCAGCUUUUGUGGGAAGAAUGCAACUGCAUAUGGAAACGGCACCUAUUUUGCUGUCGCAGCAAGCUACUCUGCAAGUCCUCAAUAUGCUAAACCAGAUGUGAAUGGCACAAAGCAUAUUUUUGUCACAAAUGUUCUCGUUGGAGAUUUCAUCAGAGGCAGCCAUGGAAUGAUAACUCCACCUCCAAAACCACAGAAUCCUGCUGAACUGUUUGACAGUGUGGUCGACAACAUGAAUGCUCCUGGCAUUUAUGUCAUAUUUCAUGAUGCACAGGCAUACCCAGAGUAUCUUAUCAAAUUCCAGUAACAAGGAACCAGUGCGCAUGCCUUUGUCUUUACAUGAUUUCAGGCUUUUUUUUAUCGACUUCCCUUCACUUUGAAUAGUUCUGGAAAUAUGUUUUCUAGAAAAUGCGACAACAGAAAAAAGCCUUUAUGAUCAAAUUUACCUCUUGAAAUGAAUGGUUAUGUAGUCUGUAAACCUGUAAUUGAUACAUUGCAUGCUGUAACAUUAAGCAAUCUUUGUUGGCUGUUUCCCAUUUUCAAGAUUUGUUAUCAUUGUACAAUUACAAUCCAUGUUGUGUGUUAAAAAAUCGUGUAAGAUAUAAACUGAUGCAACUCUUAUACUAUUUAAAACCAUUUUGCUAGCAUGUCACCUUGCCUGAAUCCCCCAAUAUUCGCUUAGCCUAUGUCACAGACCGAAUUGUCUGGACUUGGAUGAGAGUGGAAUUGGGCGGACCAUACGGCACCAGUCCUUCCCCGGAACUUUGGCAAUUGGGUAGAAGGAUUUGAGACUUAAAGGGUUUUAAACAUAAUAUCCAUACAGUAGAAUGUUCAAAUUAUCACUUUUGAUGUGUUUUUAAGAUCGAUUGCUUGGUUAUUAUAUGUCUAAUGGGUUUCAAACAUUUUGCAUUUCUAACUUGUUUCCAUGGGUACACUUCCUUUAGGGCGAGUCACACUGCAGCGAUAACGAAAACAA
Molecule: messenger RNA, 6948 nt
Organism: Asterias rubens (European starfish)
Lineage: Eukaryota; Metazoa; Echinodermata; Asteroidea; Forcipulatida; Asteriidae
Product: protein mono-ADP-ribosyltransferase PARP14-like
Exons: 27
Biological process (GO): negative regulation of gene expression
Cellular component (GO): nucleus; cytoplasm
Molecular function (GO): NAD+ poly-ADP-ribosyltransferase activity; transcription corepressor activity
Source: RefSeq, a predicted model, not a curated record